Molecule: messenger RNA, 1075 nt
Organism: Amborella trichopoda
Lineage: Eukaryota; Viridiplantae; Streptophyta; Magnoliopsida; Amborellales; Amborellaceae
Product: ethylene-responsive transcription factor RAP2-3
Biological process (GO): ethylene-activated signaling pathway; regulation of DNA-templated transcription
Molecular function (GO): DNA-binding transcription factor activity; DNA binding
Source: RefSeq, a predicted model, not a curated record
UAUGGGGGGCGGAGGGCUUGAGAAGGAAAGUACCGACUGAACGGAGGAAAAUGUGCGGUGGAGCGAUUAUUUCCGAUUUUAUCCCGGCUAAUCGUGGCCGUCGGACUCCAAAUUCCAGCGAUAUAUGGUCGGAUUUCAACCGCUUUCUCACCGAUAAUGGCUUUGGCACGUUCUAUGAUGAUGAAGACCACGGCAUCAAUGGCUCUGAUUCAUCGGAUGACAUCGCUUCCUUUCGUCAAUCAGGCUCCUUCAUUGGUUUUUCGGGCCUUUCUAAAAAGCCCAUGCCCAAAAAACCAGCAAAAACCCCCACAAAAACCCGAAAAACCUCAUACCGAGGGAUCCGCCGCCGUCCAUGGGGCAAAUGGGCGGCCGAGAUUCGGGAUCCAAGGAAAGGCGUGAGAGUGUGGCUGGGGACUUAUAGCACGGCUGAGGAAGCCGCCAUGGCUUAUGAUGAAGCUGCCAAAAGGAUAAGAGGGAAAAAAGCCAAGCUCAAUUUUCCGGCCGAAUCCAAGUUCCCGGCGAAGUUUCCGGCCAAACCCAACUUCCCGGCUAGCCUCCCGGCGUUAGAUAAUCCAAAGGUUGAGACCCAACUUGAGGGUGGGGUUUCAAUGGAAUCGGCGGCUCCACAGCCGUCGGAUACCCUCGUGGAUGGAUGUGAUAUUUUUGGGUUGAAUGCGCACGUGGGGAUGGAGGGGGAGCUUGCACAUGCACUGGGAUCUGGGCCGUUCGUGGAUGAGAUGCACGGUGGGAUGGAUCUGUGGACGUUUGACGAUUUUGGCAUUAUGUGAUUAGAAAUAAUUGACAUUUUGUUGGAUAUUUGGAGUCUCUUGAAGUUUUGGGGUUGCACUAUGAUGUUUUCAGAGUUGGGGAGGUGUAUAAAUAGAUCUCUUUAUAUAUAGGGUAUAUAUUCUAUUUAUACAGUAUUAUAAAUACACACCAACUAAUCAAUACUUAGGUGGUAGGUAUGUUUAUUUGAUGCUCUCUCUCUCUUAACUACUAAUCCUUUUGGAGUGCAUUUGAUGUAGCUAUCUAUCUAUCUCUCUUGUGAUAAUAAUAUGUGCUCUCUUUUUUUUAA